Microplitis demolitor is the source of this 5046-nucleotide messenger RNA. Its product is annotated as 120.7 kDa protein in NOF-FB transposable element. Lineage: Eukaryota; Metazoa; Arthropoda; Insecta; Hymenoptera; Braconidae. The transcript is spliced from 6 exons. Bases 1698 to 4565 code for a protein of 955 amino acids. The record is from RefSeq and is a predicted model, not a curated record.
UUUCGGAGUACGUGAUUGACAGAAUAAUCCAUGGUUAUUGUUGACAAUACUUUCAACAAUAUUUUAUGAAAAAUUUAAAUAAUAUUGUGCGAAACAUUUUCACUUAUUUCUUGGAAGGCAAUGGAGUAUAUUUUAUCAAACUCCAUUUUAGUAAAAAUAUUUUGUGAUUUAAUUCAGUAUGGAUCAUACGUGAUAAGAAUGGAGUGUAUUUGUUGUUACUUUCUGACAAUGUAUUUCCCAAAUUUUUUACUCAAGAUUCCGUGGUCAUCUUUAAUUCACUUGAAUACUUUUAGUGCUAAAACCAUGCAAAAAGCAGAUAAAAUAAGAGCUCUGUUAAAAAGCUAGUAUACAGCUUGAAAUAUUUAUCAAGCUGAAUAGAUGAGCAGGCGUAUGACACCGGUAUAGAUACGAUCGAUUCGCGCCGCCACGUUUCGCAUAUAUAUAUAUAUAUGUGUUUGAACGUGUACUUGGCGCGAGACACGACCUUAUAUCUGGAUCUUCCAAAGCUUUAAUGAACUUAUUUGAACAUUAGUCAAGUAAAUGUGCAGUUGUAUCUUUUUUAUUCAUGAGUUAUUAAAUUUUCGACAUAAGACAUUUACAUUUAAUAUAAUGAAUACUACGAGUGUAUUUCUGUGCCGAUUUAACUUAAGAAUGAAAAUAUCCAAUUUGAUUAUUUAUAAAAAUAAUUAUUUCGUUUUAUUUAUUUGUAUGAAUAUACUCAGCAGCAAAUUUUAAUAAUGCCAGCGGUAUCAGCAGUACCUGUCACUUUAGCAGUUCGUGUAUUGAAAAAAUACAUAACACACUUUACUACAGACAAAUUACCACAGCAUUCCUCAUCUGUAUGGAAAAGCAUUGCCAAUGACAUCGAAAUCCAAGGAUUGUGGACUGUUGAUGCUGUACGAAUUAAUGUACGACAAGAUCGAAGAAAAAUUUCAACUCUCGCUCGAGAAGAAUGCGGAAUUUUCAUCCAUAAUAAAGAAGGAAUUUCUCAUAAGCUGAAUGAUUCAACUCAUGAUCAUGAUGACGUUGACACCACGUAUGAUUUAGAUGAUAAUGAAAAGGAUGAAGAUGGUGAUAUCAACGAUUUUGAUUCUAACGAGUGUGACGAUGAUGAUGAGCGUGAAAAUUUCGAUGUAUUAAUCACAAGAGAGCAAUGGAAUGAAAUGAAACGUGAUGAACCACUUAUUUGUAAUGGACGGAGAUAUCCUGGAUUUAAACCUGGUGUAUGGACCAAUAUUGUUUCAUUUGCUUUUUGGGAGCAGUAUCGCCUCAAAUGUGCGUUUGUUUUUAAACGGGGUAAAAUCCAUGAAAGUGGCAGUAAUUAUGCAGUCAUGACUGGACGUUGUAGAGAUCGCACUUGUCGAAAUCCUCUUUUCGGAAUAAUUAAAAAUCCUCCUGGAGAUGAAGGUCCUGUCUUCAUAACCAUGAAGUGUCGAGAUACAAGAUUUUCAAAGCACGCUGAUGUCAAACGUCCUCUUAAUGGUAAGAAACGGAAUGGUGUUCAAGAAAGAUUACUGCGCACAGGUGUAUUGGCUUGACGAAAAGAAGAAGCCGAAAAAAUUUUGAAACCAGGAGAUACCGGAUCACCGUUUUUAUAUGAUUCGAGUACUCUACAUCAAGCCAAAAAAGAAGCUUCGGACAAAGAACUUGGGAUAAAACCUGAUGAUCGAAGAGAUGUUAUAUUAACUAUACGCAAGAUGAACGAAGAUCCAUGCUUUGCGAAUUCUAUUUUAGCAAUUGGUGAUACCCCAUUCUACUUAUUUUAUGCAACUCCAACUCAGUUCCACACUUAUGCAGAAUAUCUGCGCAUUUACCGGAAAUAUUCAUCAAUAUGCAUAGAUGCGACUGGUGGUUUAGUGAAAAAAUUGACUGACUCUCGAGAUAAAAAAACUGGUUAUAUAUUUUUGUAUCAAGUCGUGAUUAACUUUAAAGGCACUUCCAUCUCAGUUUAUCAGAUGUUAUCAGAAACCCAUGAUGCCAAGUUUAUUUCUUUUUGGCUUUCAAGGUGGGUCCAGAAAGUUAAUCCACCACGCGAAGCAGUCUCUGAUGGAUCUAAAGCACUUCUAAAUGCAAUGUCAGAUUCAUUCAAUGGUAAAUCUCUGAAGGAAUAUAUUAAUUUCUGUUUUGAAAAUCUGAUAGGUAAUACAAAUUUAGAACCGCGCACUUUCAUACGCUUGGACACAGCACACUUUAUUCAUUCUGUCAGCAGAUGGGAAUGUUUUCAAUCAGUGCUUCAUAAAAUUGUAAAAUCUUUUUAUCUCUAUUGUACAGCACUUAUGAUUGAUUGUAAACGAUUAUCUCAACUGGAAGGAAUUUUUAUCUUGACAUUAAUCGUAUCUGGUACUGAGUUUGAAGAUUCAAUUAUUUCUGUGUCUGAUGACUGUAUAAUUACUCCAGUAGAAGCUAGAAAUCAAUUAGAAAAGUUCAUUUCAAUUUGUAAUCCUGACUUGACAGUUAUUGAUUCUAUUGAAAUUGACACAGAAAAAACUAUGAUUUUCGAUCAAUCAUCGUGUGGUGUCGAUAAGAAUGGAUGGUCUUUAGCUCUCUUAGUAUGGAUUGAUAAUCUCUGUAAAAAAGCUAAUACUAUAAUCUUCACUGGAAGCAAGCUUAACAGUUUUUAUAUGCCUAAACUAUAUGUUAGACUUGUUGAAAUAAUCAAAGAGUUUCCACUUUGGACAAAUGUGUGCACACCUGAUACGAUGCCACGAGCAACGUCUAGUUAUAUAGAGGCUGAUUUCAAAGAUUUAAAAAUGAAUUUGAAAAAAAAAGUAAAAUUACCUACAACAGAAAUCAAAUUUCUGAAAUUACAUAUUGUUGAUCUUUUAGGUGGUGUAAAUAUAUUUCGUUCAAAAUUGACAAAGUUCGUGGUCGAUAAUUGUUCUGAAGAAGAAUUAAACAAACCAAAAGAUGAAAAUUUGUUUGAAAAUUGGAAGGGGUUGGGAAAGGAUGGAAAUUCAAACGAUUACGACUGGAUAGAUGAUUACGUGAACUCAUCAAUGGAUAAAGAUGAUCAAAGUGAUUCUGUAAGCCCGUUGAAAGACAAAGAUGGCUUAAAUUAUUCUGUAAAUCUCUCAGAGAGUCAUAUUGAUCACAAUUAUAGUGCAAACUAUUUGGAGGAAAAAAAUGAUGCAAACAAAAUUAUUAAUAUUAGUUCCACUAUAACAAAAAAUUAUAACAGUCUAACUGCAAUAUCAUCAAGGAAUCGUCACGAUGAAGAUAUUAUCGCUGCCGCUCAUACUGGAGAUGAUAAUAAUACUUUAAUUACAUUAUUAUCAAAGGAUCUUCAUGAUCAAGAUAGUAUUAUUACCUCCGAUGCUGCUAAAGACGUUAAUAAUAAUUUGAAUAUGUUAUUAUCAAAGAAUCAUCAUGAACAAGACAUUAGUAUUGCUACCACUGAUGCUGGGGAUCCUAAUGAUGGUUUAAAUAUAUUAUUAUCAAAAAGUUAUCACCAUCGAAAUGAUGUUAUUAAAUUGAGAAAUCCUAAUAAUUUAUCAAAAGUGAUUGAGAAUGACAAUAAAAAAAAUACUCCGGAAUUAUUAACUAUGAAACAACAUAGCGGGUCUUUAUCAGCAGCUGUUGAAGCUAUGGUUCAACAAAAAUCCAUUAAUAAAGAAGUUGGUCUAUAUUUUCAAAAUUUCCCUGAAAUUAAACUACGAAAUAAUUUAGUGGACGUGAAAAAAACUAAAAUUUUCUUACUAGGUAAUGGUAACAAGAGUGGUCCAGUUGUAUUUAAUGGAAAAAAAUGGACAGCACUUAAUACUUGUCCUUUUGACACAAUAAUUCAAUUAAUAUUUGUUGGCGCGUUAGAUAGUACACGUUUUCAUAAAUAUAUCACAAAUUUAGAUAUUCCUGUAUUUAAAUUUUUGAAUGACUUUAUGAAAAAAGGACCAACAAAAGAAAUUUAUCAACAACGCAUGUCUAUUUUACAUCCUAUUUAUAAUGUUUCUAUUGUAGAUAAAAAACAAUUAGAAGAAAAAGACAUGAUGAAAAUUAAUGUUUCUCCCACUAUUAAUUGUUAUGAUAAUAUCAGCAAGUUGUGGCAAACUUUACUUAAAAAUGCGCCAAGCGUCAUCGAAACUUCAUUUUGUUCAAAUUCUUCGUGUCAAGUACACACUCAAGCUUUGCCAGUUCUUACUGUCAAUCAUAAAACGAUUGAUCGUUGUGGAUUUAUUGCUCUCGAAAAAGCUUUAAGUUUCUACAAUAAAAUCUUUAAUGUUCAGUGUCGGUUUUGUAACAAAGCAAAAGCAACCCGUGUUACUGUUCCUAAAGAGUAUUUAUUUUUAGAAUUAGAUAUACGUGGCAAUAUCAAUGCAUCAAGUGGCAAAAGAUGUAAAUUAAGUCAAUUUCCUAUUCAUUUAAACUUAAAAAUAACAGAUAAUAGGUCUGAAACUACUCUAAGUUACCGAUUAUCUGGAGUAGCAGCGUAUCGAACUGGUCAUUAUUUUGCUUACUGUCGACGAUUGUCGGGCAGUUGGCAAAUUUACAAUAAUUCUUCAGCUAAACCAGAAUCUGCAGCUCUCAGUACUGAAGUUGAACCCCACGGAGUUUAUUAUAUUUUAGAAUAAUACAGCAAUAAUGAAAAUACUAUUAAAUUUACGUCUUGUGAAAUUAUUAUGUUAAUUUUAUUUUAAUGUUACAUUUCUUAUAAAUAAUUAUAUAUGAAGAAAUCAAAAAUAUAAUAUUGAAUACAGAAUAAUAAAUGUUAUUUCAUAUCAUUUUAUAUCAAUAAUAAAUAAAUAAAUUAUUUAUAGUAUAAGCAAACUUCGAAUGAAAAUUCAUUUCACGGACAUGUAGCUAUAACAUGUACAUAAAGCUGGAAAUAAUGUAAAUUUUUUAUUUCAAUUAAAAUAUUUAUAAAGACUAUUUACUGAGAUAUGUACAAUGCUACGAUAAAUAUUCUAUUAAUGUUUUACUCUUUUUAAUUAAUAAUUAUUCAUUUUUAUACUAUUGACGAACGCUCAAGAAUUAUUUAUUGCAUUGACUACAAAUAUGAUGCCAAUUCAAUAUUUAUUUACAUGAUCCUGAAGUUUGGAGACAAUUAACAAU